This is a messenger RNA of Drosophila albomicans, 402 nucleotides long. RefSeq lists its product as uncharacterized. NCBI's taxonomy places the organism in Eukaryota, Metazoa, Arthropoda, Insecta, Diptera, Drosophilidae. The record is from RefSeq and is a predicted model, not a curated record. The transcript has a single exon. The coding region runs from base 142 to 402 and encodes 86 amino acids.
GCCAUCACAAUCAUCAAGCCAAGAGCUCGAAACUUUAGAUUAGAUAUUAGCUUGUAUAUAUAGCUUAGUUGUUAAGUUGUAACUAACUAAUUCAUAAGUAAACACCCAUCAAACACAACACUCGCUUCACUAAUCCAUCCAAUGUAUAUCCGAAAUUUUUCGCUUUACUUGCAUGCAGCAUUGCGUCGUCGACCGCGUCUCACGUUUCGCAGUCGUGGCGGACAACCGCUCAUCGAUGGCUAUCGCUUUGUGAUCAGCUACCAGCAGCAGCAUCGUUGCUAUCUAAAGUGCGCCCACUUUCGCAACAAGUGUCGCGCUCGUGCCAUACAGAAUAAGGUUACCGGUCAGGUGCAGUUGAGCAAUGGAGUUCACAAUCACAAUCGUGGCCAAGACCAACACUAA